Molecule: messenger RNA, 455 nt
Organism: Sinocyclocheilus rhinocerous
Lineage: Eukaryota; Metazoa; Chordata; Actinopteri; Cypriniformes; Cyprinidae
Product: cystathionine beta-synthase-like
Exons: 3
Source: RefSeq, a predicted model, not a curated record
UGGCUAAAUGUGAGUUCUUCAAUUCCGGUGGCAGCGUGAAGGACAGAAUCAGUCUGCGUAUGGUAGAGGAUGCUGAGAGAGACGGCAUCCUUAAACCUGGAGACACCAUCAUUGAGCCCACGUCAGGAAACACAGGUAUCGGACUUGCUCUGGCAGCAGCAGUCAAAGGUUAUCGUUGCAUCAUUGUCAUGCCUGAGAAGAUGAGCAUGGAAAAGGUGGACGUGCUCCGUGCUCUAGGAGCCGAGAUCGUUCGUACCCCUACCUCAGCCCAGUUUGACUCUCCUGAGUCUCAUGUGGGGGUAGCUUGGCGUUUGAAGAACGAGAUUCCUAACGGUCACAUUCUGGACCAGUACCGCAAUCCCAGCAACCCCCUGGCCCACUAUGACACCACUGCAGAGGAGAUUCUGGAGCAGUGUGACGGUAAAUUAAAAACUUGUGGACACAAGACAUUGUGA